Messenger RNA from Bursaphelenchus xylophilus (pine wood nematode), 681 nucleotides. The record is from the annotation of a GenBank genome assembly. Lineage: Eukaryota; Metazoa; Nematoda; Chromadorea; Rhabditida; Aphelenchoididae.
AUGUUAUUGUAAGUUGUAAAAGACAUCUUGAUUUUCUUUAGAAGUUUAGAAAACCGAUAGAAGAAGAGAAUGAGGUGAUGAUUGAUGCCUCCCUCCUCUCGUGCCCCGUCUGCUACAACGUCUUCUCGGAUGCUCCACUCGUUUUACCUUGUGGUCACACUUUCUGUUCCGAUUGUUUCAAGCAAAUAAAUAGGAAGAGGGGAGUUGAUGUAAGUGCAACCUAAGAGUAUUAUAUUUUUUAGGGUUCUUGCCCAAUAUGCAGGAAACCUUUUAUAAAAGGGAAGAUUUAUCCCAAGAAUUAUAUGGUUGAGUCGAUAUUACACUCAAUGUGUUUGGUGAAUGAGAAAACUGAAGAAGUGGAGGAGAAGUCCACUAAGAAUAGUCUUGCAUUUGCGGUAAGUGGAGUGUCGCUAAUACUAUUUUGAUAUCUGUUUUACACAAAAGGAUUGUAAGAAAAAUCUGUUUCCCCGUGACUUUGAAACUAAAUGCUGGGAAUUAUUGGGUUGUGUAUGGAAAUAAUUUUAGGUCGCUCGUCUCCAGAAGCAAAAUGAAAUGCUGACAAAGGAGAAAUUCGAGUUAAGAAAAGCCAUGGCUGAACAAGAGAAACUGAUCAGAUGGUUGUGGUGUUUGUUGGUGGGAGUGACAGUACUAUUUACUGCUGCCUUGAUGUCAAUAACGUAA